Messenger RNA from Lytechinus variegatus (green sea urchin), 8440 nucleotides. Its product is annotated as GRB2-associated-binding protein 1-like. The transcript is spliced from 7 exons. NCBI's taxonomy places the organism in Eukaryota, Metazoa, Echinodermata, Echinoidea, Temnopleuroida, Toxopneustidae. The record is from RefSeq and is a predicted model, not a curated record. Bases 1112 to 3736 code for a protein of 874 amino acids.
AAACCAGCGGUGCUUCAUGUAGGUAGUCCAUGUAUUCUUUGAGUGAUAAUUAUUUCAAAACGCUUACAUCAAGUUUCAAUGUCCAAAAACUGAACAGAAUGACCCUUUUCUUAUAAUUUGUCCUUCCAUCGAUAGAAUAAAAAAUGAUACCACCAAGCGCGCUGUGGUACCGUACAGCGCUAGCUGGCGGUACAUUACUUCGACACCAAUUACCGGUACUGUGAAAAGUAGGCACGGUAUGGCUGCCACACGGAGAAGGACGUGCCCCCGUCUAUUUUGUCGAAGAUUUUGAACGUGUUUGUUCCUGACUGAUUACCAAAAAAAGUAAAAACUGAUUUUACCUUGGAUUAUGUUGUUUUGAAGUAAAUAACGAGGCAUCUAGAAAGCUAGAUUGGUUCAUUCGAGGAAAAGAAAAGGCGUUUGUUUUUAUUUAUAGUUCACGCCCUGUUAUGUGAUUUCGCCUACAGCGUGCCAUCAGCAUCCCCAGCGCUCAGGCGGUGUGGAUGGAGAACAAUCCGGUGUUGUGUUUCAUGACGAAGCUCGAGCUCUUGCAAAGUUGCAAAACAAACGUGAUGCAUGCGUUGUGCACAGUGGAUUUAUCAACCUUGUCGGUAAUUAAAAUGACAUGUUUAUCAUUGGAUUAGAACACGGACUCCAAUUUACCAAUGGCAUGCUAGGAAAUAUGCCAAUUGCCAUAAACUUAGAUCAACUGCUAGCUGCUGCAUAUUUAAGAUUAGUUUUAUUAGAACUGUAUUUUGGGGGUUUCUUAUCACUUCAUAUUUCAAGAUCAAGUUUCUGCUAGACAGGAAUAACCUUCGUUUCUGGGGAUUUAUUUAACAAUUUCUGACAUUUUACUAUAAUCCCCAUGUAUUGGUGAGUGAGCCAACGCAGUUCAGCGGAACAACCAAAAUACAGAGACUGAAGCUUUUGGUCUAGUUUCUGCAUGCCAUAGUCCGGACUGGUUCACAUGCAGCUCUGAACCCAAUUAUGUGAAUAAUUUUGGCAACUUUUUGCUCUUGACACAGUACUGAAUUGCAAAAGUACUAAUCUUCUAUUUAAAGAGGAUUCUAAUUUAUAUUAUAGUCGACUCCUUGAUUGCAGUAUCUACAUCAUGACGUCACAAGUAGUACUAUACGAAGGCUAUCUCACCAAAUCGCCUCCUGAACACAAGAUUAAUCGUGCAAGAUGGUGCAAACGUUUCUUCCAGCUGUGCGAUACAGAAGGUGAAAUCUUCCUCCAGUACUUCAAAGACAAUACCUGUACCAAGCUGAAGGGCACCAUCAACCUCCGGGAGUGCGAACAGGUAGACCAGGGCCUGUCUUUUGAGACCAAGAGCAAACUCAAAGAUGCCCACAUCUUUGACAUCGUGACCCAGCGUCGCAAGUACUUCCUGGUGACAGAGACGGAGGAGGAGAUGUUGCGGUGGGUCCACAGUAUCUGCACUGCGUGUGGCUUCCAGUCUGAGGACUCUAUUUCUACAGUCUCGGACCAAACAGAUGGCCCAGGUUCUCCUGCAAGGUUUGCCGAAACCCCCCUAAAUGUGGGAUCUCCUCCUAUGACUACCACCAGACCUCCCACUACAAACGGCAAUGAAUCGUACAUCGAUAUUGCCGAGUGUGAGACAGGUAUUAACCCCCUUGCUUCAAGCAAUGGUUUGCCACCGAAGCUGAACGCCAAGGAAUCCCUUCCGCAGCAUGUUCCACAAGCUAGACAACCAAAGACUUAUAAUGACACCAUGAGCAGCACAUCCAGCAGUGCUCCUAGUGACUCUGCGCCUUCCCCACCUAACUCCAGACCGACAUCACAGGUUGAGGGAGCAGUCACUGAUGAUAUCUACGAUGUUCCUCCGGUUAGGCAAUCUGAUGAUGCUCCUCCAGUUCCAUUACGGCCUGCAGCAACACUUGAAGAGUCUAUUUAUAAGGUAGUGCCACCGAGCAAGGAUCCAACAAGCUAUCGCUGUGAGAGUCAGCUGUCGUCAGCAUCCAGCAACAGGGGCUCGUUUUCGAACUCUGAUGACUUGGGAUCAGGACAGACCUAUGACUUGGUACCCAGUUUUAAUGACAGAAGAUCCAGCGGAUUUGAGUCAGUGGAGAGCAACGGUCCACAGUCGAACUAUGAGACACCUCCACCAAGGCCACCUCCACCUGUCACUGAGGACAUCUAUCAGGUUCCUCCUUCCAGACCAAGUUUGGAUGCUGAAACAGACUGUUUGUAUGAUGUUCCUCCUAUGUCACCACAAAUUGACAAUACAUACGAUAUGUUACCUAGUCCCAUGCAGAAGACACCUCUGCAGAACAUACCCUCACAUCUCAAAUCUCCUUCUCAAAUCAGUACAUCCACCGACAACUUGGCUAGGUCCUUUGAGGAGAUAUCCCAACAAAAUGCCAAUCAGUCCCUCUUAAAUGGGGAUCUAGAACACUCGACAUAUGAUCCAGUACCAGCAAUGGAUCUGAAUGCAUCCAUUGGGUCGAACUGUUCUUACGGUAGUGUCUUCAAGGACUUGGGUCCUUCCACCUCGGCUAUGGAAGCACCUCCUCGUCCUGCGAAGCCUCAGAGUAUGUGCCCCUCCACGCCACCACCCAGUAUCGAUGAAAAGUAUGUUGCGCCCGCUCAACCCAACCAUCGCUUCUCACCCAGUGAAAUGAGAAGGAGGUUGACAAGCAUCGAGACCAAGAGUCCUCCCAGCAUGGCCAAUCAUCACCAACAUAAAUGGAUGGAUCAGGUAGUACCGCCACCUGGGUAUAUCAAUACCAAACGCUCCGGUACAGCAAAUCCUGGAAUGGCAAGACCAAACUCUUCUUUCAAUCCCAGAGGCUAUAUUCCCAUGAGGUCAAAUACUGUGUCUUGCGGCUCCAGGUCAACGUUCCCAGCCAAUGGUUUCCAGAAUGGCCAGCAGCCACCACCGGGGAGUUAUAUGGCUAUGCAAGGAAGCAGUGAGAGUCCUAAAAGUGGACUUGGGGCACCCAUAUCGGAGGAGAGCUACAUGCACAUGCAGAGCCAGAAUGAAGGAAACCCGGACAUGUAUACACUGAUGAUAAAUAACUCAGCCCCUGCAAUACCCCGAAGGCCACCCCGUCCAAGUACCAGUUCCAUCAUCAGUGUCUCGUCUACAGCCAGUGGAGAUAGUCUGCCGCCCCCUAUUGACAGGAGGAAUAAGCCGAGAAGUACCGAUUCAUCUAUUCUAAACCCUGAGAUGCUCGGGAUGGAAGGAUCAUUCUACGCCACAGGUACAGAACUUCCUGCUGACUUCCCGGUCCAGAAUCCCAGGACAAAGAGCUUCAGUAAAAGACCAUCAAGGCACAGAGAGUCGGGAGGUUUCCCGAGCACCCCGCCCCGCCCUCACCGGAGCGUGCACUCUUCUAGUAGCUCUCACACAGACUCCAUCGCACCACCAAUGGACGAAUCCUACGUCUUCUCUGAACCCACCCCUAUUACUAAACCAAGGAUAGAGUCUCAUCAAUUUCAGACCCGUCAUGCCAGCAUCGACUCGGCCAUCCACCCGCACCCCUCGCCGACCCUCCCGCCACAGAGCCACACGGUAGAGUACCUGGAACUGGACCAUGACAGCGACAGCCCCUCCACGUUGCCCCGCCCGCCCAAGCCGACCUCGCCCAAAGACCAGGUGGAGUAUAUCCACCUGGAUAUGGAGAAGACAAAGGCUUUGCAGGAGGUGACCCAGAACAGGGAGGAGAGCUACAGGCCGAAGAACAAUGAUGGCGGAACCCUCAAGAGAUGAGAUGGUCUACCCCCUCUAUAGUUGGAAAGCAAGACAGGCAUUACUAGUUGUAUCUUGUCUAUCCAUAAAGGAGGGCUGCUAUGUUGAGGAACAUCUGACCAGCGUUGACUGUGCUUUGAUGAUGGAGAUGCUCCAUAGCUGUCUGCAUCACUUGACUUUGUCAAGAGCCUUGGGACAGUUAAAACUGGACCUUUGUGAAAAGCUGUUCUUUUCUCCUCAUGGGAAAUUGUUGCUUUUUCUCUCUCUCUGAGAUAUGUGUGUCUCACAGUGGAUUUAUUACAUUUAUAUUACAUUUCAUAUUAAAGCAAUGAGUGAGUCAUAUUGCAACACAGAUGUACGCUGUAUACAUUAAUAUUACAACUCUUUCAGAUCUUUAGUACACAAUUUUUCAUAGAUAUUAUAUUGAGAUGAUAUUUGAAGAUAAACUUCAAAUUCAUCAUGAUGACAUUUGUAGAUGAUUUGCUUCAUUUCGUGUUCCUCGUGUGGUUGUAUUUAUUGUAUUGGCUUGAAGUUGAAUUGCACUUGACAGAAUCAUGCAGUAUGGAAGUGAAUAUGCAUUUUUUUUUUCAAACUAAAGUGAAUAUGUAACUGCUCCUGUGUUUGUGUUUUGUGUACUUCCAAGGUGCAGUUUGAAUUUUUUACACUUGAGCAACUGCUAAGAGCAUCUUGUUGGGAUCAUGAAUGAAAUCACAUAUGAAUACUACACAAUGUUUAAGAUGAUCAGAUGAAAAUUAAUGCCCCAAUUAUACUUCACUGGAAGGAUGUAUAUUUCAAUUUCAUAUGAAUAUAAAUGAUUAGAAAACCCAUUAUAUAGCUUCCGUAUUCCAGUUGUAAAGAUAUUUUACACUCAACAGUUUUGUGAAAUAGCUACCCCCCCCCACCUCGCCACACCCCCAUUGCGAAUGUACAUGUGAUGCAGACCAAACAGUACCUCACAACACCAAAAUGGUUAACAGUAUUAGCAUACACAUCCAUGUAAUAAUGAAUCACAAAAACAAGUCUUCCCUUUUGCAAGAUAGUGUACCAUCCCCAUUCCCAGGGGAGCAUUCCAAUGUGACAGGCUUCCAUAUUAUGAAGCUAAAGUUCUACAGUAGUCUCAUUUUUUGCAAAUCAACAUGUAUUAUAAUCGUUUUGACUCUGAAUACAAGUUUAAAGAUUGGAAAUGCAUUUGCAACAAUUUGUCAGUGCUGAGUCAGGGAGAAUAAACAAGAGUGAUCUCUUACAGGAUGCCAUUUUCUUUAGAUGAUUUUGUUUUUCUAAUCUUCAAAAAAAAAGAUGGCUUGCAAUAUCUAUUUUCAUAUUUUCCCCACAUCUGUACAGAUUUUUGCUCCAAGGCAUCUCUUAAUCUCAAACCUCAUAUGUGUCGUGGUUUACUUGGAGAAUUUGAAAUCAUGCGGAUACAAUUCAUCCAGGGUGGAACGAGAUUUGAUGCGAUUUUAAUAAAUCACAUUUUGCAUAAAUGUGAAGUUCCAAGAAGUGAAAAUACUCCCAUUUGAAGUUUGUCAUUAUGUUAGGAAUAAUAGAAUAAUAAUUUUGCUUUGUUGCAAGCCGUGUAGUUGGAGUAAAGUCCAAAUAUGCUUCAAGUCACAGCCAAUGAAGACGUCAUUGCAAUUUGAAAACAAAUUACUUUUAUUCCUACAGUGAGGCUCGAAUGAGACUGAAGUUUUCUUUCAGUUAGUCCUUCCACUUUCCUGAACUCUGAUCGUUAAUAUUUUGUCGGCUGGAAUGUUUAUGUCAAAUGUUAUCAUAAUUUCUUUAAAAUUUGGAUCGCAUCAAAUUGAGUAUUGUGGGCCAGACUUUAUGUAAUGCCACUGGACAUUACCUGGAGGUAAAGCCAUGACCUCACUUUCUUUGGCCCGACAGUUCUCUGAGGCUAAGCUCAAAUUACUUGCCGGUACAUCAAGUUUGCUUUCCCCAAAGAAGUCUUUAUUACAGGUAUUUCCCAUGCAUAAAGUAUGGGGCCAGUUUUAGUAAGGCAUUUUGUGUGUAAUUGAGUUUUUUCAGAUGUGUAUCAAUCAGACAUGAUUAUUUGUCUCGGUCCAACCUUUGACAUCACUAUAAAUCUAAAAGAUGUGACCAGAGCUCAAACCUCUGCAUCAAUUUGUAGUUUCCCUCAAUUAGCUGAAGCUUUCAAAACCCAAGAGAAACAGUCUCUUCCUAUGCUCUUGAAUAUGAAGGAUAAAAAAAUGUAUGACAUGCUAACUGAAGGGUAUUAAUUCAUUCCUUGUGUCAAACAUUCAUUUAUUUUUUAUUAUCGAUAAUUUCAAGUGAGUUAUGAAUAUAGAAAACAUUUCAAUUCACAUAUACUCAAAGUGAAUAGCAACAUCUAGCACGAUCUAGGACAACAUUGCUUAGGAUUUUGUGUGAGAUAUGUUAAGUAAUUGAAAGAAAAAUACAAUUGUGAUGAUGCAUUAUUAUACACUCAGCAAAAGAAAUUCAUGUCAUACUGGAAGAGGAAUAUUGUCUGGUCAUGUUGACAUACAAUAAUUUGCCCUUAAUCAAAUACUAGUAGCUAUAUGGAAUAUUUUAACUUUUAUAAGUGUCCAAGAAAUUUUUUGCCGAGUGUAUAUUCAUACAAAAACAUGUCUCACCGCGGUUUCAGCGACAUCCAUUGUUCUUUUUUUGUCGCAAGAAAUGGAUGAUUUGGCUCGAAAAGUUGCUGAGAGGUAUUGGUGCUGAAAAGCUAAGCCAAAUUUUCUCAUACUUCAAUAAGAUGCUUAAAGGACUUUGCUUUCAUUACCAUGUAAAUAGAAAUAGCAUUUAUUCUGACUGAUGCAUAUCUAGUUAUACAGGGGAAAUCACUUUGUGGCAUAUGGCUAAUUUGCCCCCUAAAUUCUCUGAAAAAUGAAAAAAAUGAGCUGUGAUAAAAUGUAGCAAAUUUUGGCCUGUACAAAUCAAUGUGAUCGGGGUGUUGCCUGUGACAAUCUCGCACAUAUUUUUUGUGUAUUUGCUUCAUAUAUGUGUUAUCAAUUUGUGUGGCAUUAUCGCUAAUAUGCAAACCCUAAUUUAUUUUUAAAACUAUUGGCAUUGACAAGAAGAGGCAAAUCUUAAAGUAUGCAAAACAACUUAUCUGACAAAUAUCACUGUUGUAAUAUCACAUUUCUUUUACCAUUACUCCAUGUUGUCAUGACAACCGUGUCGUUGCAAGAGAUAUUUAGGAUGAGCAAAUUCAUUGGGAAUAAACUACCAGAUGGUGUCAUUAAGUUGGGAUGAACACCUUUAGAUCAUUACCAUAAGAUCUUUCAAAUUCAUAAAAGAUCACUUUAGACCAUGAUGAUAUAUGUUGGUGCUCAAAAGUUAGUGAACCCCAAUAGAAAAUGAACAGCUUUAAAGUGAUCAAGUUCUGCCAUGUUUUGAAUAUUUAAUUCUCAGGUCAGGUGAUCAGAUAUUACAUUCAAUAAAGUUUGCUUCUCUGUGCUCGCCGAACAUUGUAGUAUUGUCUACAACCAAUGCUCAGCAUGAAGGAGUGCAUUUUAUGGAGGAAUCAACUAACCUACAAGCACAAUUGUGUGGGAAGUAUCUCUGCAUCCAUGGAAUAACAUGUCUUUAAAAACAUACAGAUAAAAAGUGAAGAAGUAUUCUUUAAUUUUUAUUAUUUGUUAAGUGUCACCUGUGCCUGGGAGGCAAAAAGUGAACUGAAUCACUGUGACCUGCAGAUAUCUCCUCCCGAUAUAACUGAUUAGGGGAGUGCAGGUGGACCACUACAUUAGGGUUCCCCCUACUCUUAUGCGACACUCCUUUACACCGGGCCUCCAUUUAAUGUCCUAUUCAAGGGAUAGAGUGUUUUCAACUGUAACAUAGCGUGCAUCUAUUGAACAGGGGAAAGGUGUUUGCAUAAUGCACGAUUAAAGUUUUUGAUCCUUGAGUGGAUUAUGUAUACAUGUAGGUUCCUGUGUAUGGGAUCCACUGUAGUCAAUUGCAAUACAUUAUCAAUUGCGACUUAUUUACAACCAAUCUGAAGUUCACAUUUGGGUUUGAAUUUUUUAUGCAGUGGGCCUUUAUUACAUAAGAAUGAAAGUGAAUGUAAAUUGAAUUAUUGAAUUGAAAUAUAAUUUAUAAGACUUUCCUGAUUUUGUGUUUUCUUGUUUGCCUUUGCUACAUAUUUCCUUUUCAUGUUAAAAAGUAAUUUUUUUCUUACUGUCAUUCAACCCACUCUAUCCAAGAAAUAGACAAAUACUUACUGCAAUUUUAUAAAGUAUGCAUUGAUAUUUCACUCUCUUCUACUGAACAUAGGCAUUAAAACAAAAUGGACCAUUUUGUACAAAAAAAUUCAAGAGACAAAAGAUAAAUUAUAUAUUUUAUCUACAGAAGAAUAAAAAGAAUAUAUAUAUUCAGUACUUCAAAUUAGUGGCAAUAUUUGUGAUAGAAUAUCGAUUACACAUUUUUGAUGCAGCUUGUUAUUUGCAAAUUAAGGGGGAAAAAUCAUAUCUCCUUUAAUAUUUAUUUUUUUUCCAACAUGGAUAGACAAAAUGAUAUACUGGUGGUAUGUAGUUAAAACAGAUUUGAGAAUAAUAUGAAUGUAACAGAAUUAUUUAAAUAAAUGAAAUUUUAGAUUUACUUGUGGAAUCAUUGUGAUGUUUUUAGUGGUAAGUUUAUCAAAUCAAUACAUCAAUGAAAGGAGAUUCUUAAAACUGCUCAUAGAGUUAAACUUAUGUGUUUUCUAAUUCAUUCAAAAAAAAUAUUCAGUUGUUGAAAUAUGCCGUG